AUGAUGGCGUUCUUUGUCGGGGUGGACACCAAGUGGACAUUCAACCCUCCGGCCGCCCCACAUUUCGGAGGCUGUUGGGAACGACUGGUGCAGUCGGUCAAAAGGAAUUUAAAUGCGUUCAAGCCACCGCGGUUGCCGACGGACGAGAUCCUUCGGUCACUGCUUAUGGAGAUCGAGAUGAUCAUCAAUUCAAGACCGCUCACUCACUUACCACUAGACAGCGACACCGAGCCGCCCCUGACGCCCAACCACUUUCUGUUAGGGUCUUCUAACGGCAGUAAGCCUCCGGCCGCCCUCGACGACCGCACCGCCGCGCUAAAGCAGUCCUGGAAGAUGUCACAGCGGUACGCUGACGAAUUCUGGAAGAAGUGGGUCGCCGACUACCUGCCUACCCUAACCAAACGGACGAAGUGGUUCGGACCUGCGAAACCCAUCGAGGUGGGCGAUCUAGCCCUGAUAGCGGACAACAAUCUUCCGAGGAACUGCUGGCCUCGGGGCCGGAUCAUCGAGGUGAUUCGCGCUAAGGACGGACAGGUGCGGCGAGCGACCGUGCGGACGGAAAACGGACUGCUGGAAAGGCCAGCCACGAAACUCGCGAUCCUGGACGUAGCUCCACCCGGUGACACCGCAAGAGACGAAGAGCCACCGGACACGGAACCGCUAGAGAGAUAA
Molecule: messenger RNA, 672 nt
Organism: Anopheles bellator
Lineage: Eukaryota; Metazoa; Arthropoda; Insecta; Diptera; Culicidae
Exons: 1
Coding region: 1-672 (223 amino acids)
Molecular function (GO): nucleic acid binding
Source: RefSeq, a predicted model, not a curated record